Molecule: messenger RNA, 1185 nt
Organism: Humulus lupulus (European hop)
Lineage: Eukaryota; Viridiplantae; Streptophyta; Magnoliopsida; Rosales; Cannabaceae
Exons: 3
Coding region: 1-1185 (394 amino acids)
Source: RefSeq, a predicted model, not a curated record
AUGGGUGACCUUCAAGUGGUUAGUGGAAUUAAGAAACAUAACUGUCAAAAUUACAACACGUGGGUGUUGCAUAUGGAGGCAUAUCUCCAAGGCCAAGACUUGUGGGUGAUCGUUAAAGGAAAUGAGGUCACACAACCAAAGGAGGCAGCUGCUCUAAAGAAAUGGAAGAUUAAAGCUGGAAAAGCAUUGUUUGCUAUUCGGGCCACAGUCAAAGAUGAAAUGUUGGAGCACAUCAGGGAAUCGAAGACAUCGAAAGAAGCAUGGGAUACUUUCACAUCAUUAUUCACAAAGAAGAAUGAUGUGAGAUUGCAACUUCUAAAGAACGAGCUUCUCUUUAUCACACAACGCGACAUCACGAUCAGCCAAUACUUUACCAAGAUAAAAUCUCUUUGUUGCAAAAUCUCUACAUUAGACUCUACAGCUGGUUGGCCAAGCCAACCUUCUCUUACUGAAUUAGAAAACUUGCUAGCUGACCAAGAAGCGUUGGCUAAGAAAUUAUUUGUAGUCUCGAUAAAGAGUGACGAAGAAGCACUCUUUAGUAGUAAUAAGAAAGGUCGACCCCGGCCAAGUUCUAGCAAAUGUUCUAGAAGAUAUGAUGACAAAGAUGGUCAUCAUGGAAGCUCCCAAAUAGGGGGAGCUCAAAAGAAAGACAACCGGGGUGGCCAAUUUAAGAGUAACAAUAAAUUUGAUGAAUGGGACGCUGAAGCAUCUUUCGCUGUGGAGGAAGGAGAAUUAGCUCUGGCAGUUACUGUUCCUAGACCAAUUGACUACAAUAAUGAUUGGAUAAUCGACUCUGGCCGCUCAAAUCAUAUGAUAGGGGACAAAGAGAAGUUGCAAAGAAUGACUGAGUACAAAGGUGGUCGUGUGGUAGUGACAACCAACAACUCAAGAUUACCGAUUGCCCAUAUCGGUAAAACAAAAAUAGUACCACGAUUCAAUACAAAUGAAGUAUCACUCCAAGAUGUCUACCAUGUACCUAGAAUGAAGAAAAACUUACUGUCAGUAGCGCAACUUACGACAUCAGGACACCACGUCGUAUUUGCUCCUCGUGAUGUCAAGAUAUAUCAAGACCUUAAGAUUUCUGGAACACCGAUGAUGAAAGGGCGACGUUUAGAGUCUGUCUAUGUAAUGUCAGCAGAGUCUGCUUAUGUAGACAAGACUCGAAAGAGCGAAAACUCAAGGUGA